Molecule: messenger RNA, 1386 nt
Organism: Zygotorulaspora mrakii
Lineage: Eukaryota; Fungi; Ascomycota; Saccharomycetes; Saccharomycetales; Saccharomycetaceae
Gene: ZUO1
Product: zuotin
Exons: 1
Coding region: 1-1386 (461 amino acids)
Biological process (GO): regulation of translational fidelity; 'de novo' cotranslational protein folding
Cellular component (GO): cytosol
Molecular function (GO): Hsp70 protein binding; ribosome binding
Source: RefSeq, a predicted model, not a curated record
AUGAAAAUCGAGAAAAAAUUUUUCAAAUUAACUUCACUACAGCUAGCCAGUUUGCAGGAAAUAGAAAGAAUAAAACGGGAAAUGAUGUUCACUCUUCCAGAAUUAACAAGCGAUAUUACUGUCAAGGUAAACACUGAAGCCGAGAAAUCUGCGGCAGUCCGCCGUCCAAUUGAGCCAGUGGGCAGGUACUUUUUGCAACACGCUCAAAGAACAUUAAGAAACCACACCUGGUCUGAAUUUGAAAAGAUUCAGGCCGAAAAGAAUGUCAAGACUGUGGAUGAAAGUACUCAGGAUCCAGAUGAGUUAUUGUUCGACGACGAGCUUACCGAUGAGUCAUUGUUAACUCACGAUCCUAGAGAUUGGAAAACUGCUGAUUUAUAUGCUGCUAUGGGUCUUUCCAAAUUACGUUACAGAGCUAACAACUCUCAAAUCAUCAAAAGUCACAGAAAACAAGUCUUGAAGCAUCAUCCAGAUAAGAAAUCUGCAGCUGGUGCCGGUUUAGAGCAGGAUGGUUUCUUCAAAAUUAUUCAGAAAGCGUACGAAACCCUUACCGAUUCAACCAAGAGAUCCCAGUAUGACUCAUGCGAUUUCAAUGCCGAUGUCGAGCAACCAAAGAAAGGGACCGAAUAUAACUUUUUUGAGGUCUGGGGACCUGUUUUCGAGGCUGAAGCCCGUUUCUCAAAGAAGCAACCUGUUCCAUCUUUGGGAGAUGUCAAUACGCCAAAGAAAGAGGUCGAGCAGUUCUAUUCUUUCUGGCACAGGUUUGAUUCUUGGAGAACUUUUGAAUUUUUGGACGAAGAUGUUCCUGAUGAUUCAUCAAACAGAGACCAGAAACGUUACACUGAAAGAAAGAAUAAAGCAGCUAGAGAUAAGAAAAAGACUGCGGAUAAUGCAAGAUUGGUGAAACUGGUUGAAAGAGUCGCAAAUGAAGAUCCCCGUAUCAAAUUGUUUAAGGAGGAAGAAAAGAAGGAAAAAGAAAGAAAGAAAUGGGAGAGAGACGCAGGUGCAAGAGCUGAAGCUGAGGCUGCCGCCAAAGCUGAUGCUGAAGCUCGUGCAAGAGCUGAAGCGGAUGCCGUUUCCGAGGCCUCUGCCAAGGCAGACAAGAAGAAAGCCAAAGAAACCGCAAAAGCAGCAAAGAAGAAAAAUAAAAGAACCGUUCGUAAUGCUCCAAAAGAAGCUGAUUACUUUGGUGAUUCUGAUAAAGCUGCUGCCAUCGACGAGCAAGUUGGUUUCAUCGUUGAAACCGUUGAUGAUGAGCUAUUAGUCGAAGUUUCAACUAAGAUCAAAUCUUCGCCAUCUACUACCAAGGAAACUCUACAAGAAACUGCCGCUGCUUUAUCCGGUUCUGGAAAACUACCAGCUAGCGUUUUACCUUACUUUUUAUAG